Molecule: messenger RNA, 3757 nt
Organism: Argiope bruennichi
Lineage: Eukaryota; Metazoa; Arthropoda; Arachnida; Araneae; Araneidae
Product: small integral membrane protein 29-like
Exons: 4
Coding region: 98-478 (126 amino acids)
Source: RefSeq, a predicted model, not a curated record
AAAAAAUUUUGUAAACAUCAUGUCAGCUAAUUUGUGUUUUGAAUUCGAAACUGGAAAUUAAGAGGACUUUAAAACUUUCGAGCAACUGAGAGUGCUAAUGGUUUCAUCUGAGAACCCUUUCAAUGCAUCUAAUUUUACUUCUGUAUAUCAAGAUGAUUUCAACAUUACAGCAACUAAUGUUACUUUAAUACAUCAUGGUGAAACAUCUGAUCAUACAGCUUUGCUUGAUUUUGUGAUAUUGCCUUUAGUAACAAUAGUAACUGUCAUCAUUAUUGUGGGGUUAGUAGCAUUUAUUAUCAGAAAAAAGAGGCUGGACAAACUACGUCAUCAUUUGAUGCCUCUGUACAGUUUUGAUCCUGCAGAGGAAGGGGAAGACUGGGAGGCAGAGCUUUUGGAAGAAGGGACAGAUCAUCAACACAGAGCAAAAACCAGUCGGCCAUCAGAGCAGCCACAGUUGUCAUUUCGGAGCAAUCUAUGAAUUUCAUCUAAACUGCUGAUGAGAGUUUUGCUAAAUGGAAGGUUUUGUUAUUUGUAAAUAGUGCAAGGACUUUUUUGUAUUUCAUGUGUGCCAAUGUUUAGAAACUUAAUUUAUUACCUAAGUUAAAAUUUUUUAAUUUAUUCUAUGUGUUUUAUAGAUUUAUUUAGGUGAUAUUUGUAUGUAAACUAUGUAUUAUUAAUAUGCAUGUAGUUUAUUUUGAAAAGCUUUAAGUAGAAGUUCUUCAAGCAGUGUUGAUCAUUCCUUUACCAUACCAAUACUACACAAUACUAUAAUUACUUACAUUUGUUAUGCACACUAUAAGAAACUUAUAAUGCUAAAAUAUUGAGAUUUUUAGUAACUUUAUGACUGUGUAAAAUUCACAUUGCAUUUUAUUGUAUGAUAAAACAUUAUUAUGCUUUGAUGAAAAAAUGCAUUUGAAAAGCUUUUGGCUUACUGCAUUUCCUGGGUGUUCCUUAAAAUUAUGUUGUGCUUUAACCCAUAAUGUUGACUGACACAGUGAAAAUAUUUAGAAAAGAUAUAUAUUUGAAAGAAAUCACACAUUAUUGGUUAAUUGUUAAAACUGGAUAUGUUCUAUGAUAGAAAAGAUAAUUAUGAAUAUAGCUAAAAAUUAUAACUGUGCUCUUAUCAAAAUAUGAUAAAGAAAUUCAACUUUGAAUUCUAUUGAAUCUAAAAUUUUGAGACAGCUUUAGUGGGGUGUAGUGAAAAAUUCAGAAUCUCUUAAAUUUUCCUUUUCUGUAAUAAUAUACAGAAUUUUGGUACAUUUAUAUUAACUGUCAUUGGUAAACUUUUAAGCUUAACCAUAUAUCAAUGGCCAACAUAAUCAAUGAAAUAUUAGGACAUCUUUAGCUAUUGAUUUAGCAAUUGAUCAUUGGUAUGCAGUUAAUAUGCUAGUGCCAUAAUUACCCUCUUAAGAAAUAAUAAGAAGUAAGUAAUUGCUGAGGCAUGUGAAAUUUUGCAAAUCUUUGGAGUAUAUAUUUAUAUAAUUUGAUAUUUUAUGAUUCUGGUUAAUGCAUUUUAAUUAUCUUUGCAUGGAAGUUCAAAUAACGGACUUCUAUAUGCCUCUUAGAUUUGCUUGCACUAUUAAUAUGUUACCUGCAAAAUUUGAGCAAUGUAUGUUUUUAGUUAAGUAUUCUGUUAUAAAUUGAUAAAAAUUUAUAAUCUUCUGUUACUUGUAUUAUUAAUAAAAUACUUUUGCUCCCAAUUUCAAUAAAGAAAAUUCAACACAAUUCUCUUAAUGUGUCUGUUGUAAAAGAAAAUCAGAAGAUGCAUCAUGAGUGAAUUCUUGUAGAGCUACUGUUUGAUGGGUUUUAAUGCAAUCUGCAAAGCAAAAUAUGUCUUCUUUAUUUUUUCUAGGUAGAAUUGGAAUAAAUUUGAGAAGUUAUAUCAAUGAAUGUGUUGAAAUUCCUUUGUGAAUUUUUGAAAUUUUCCUAAAAUUUCACUGAAUGAAUUUAAUGAAGGUCACAACCCACUAUUUCAGAAGUGCUCUCUAAUUUAAAGCUUAUGAAUGAGAAAAAUAAACUCUUUAAUCAGUUAAAAGUAUAUGUUCUUGUUCCAAUUUCAUCAGUGCUGUUGUUUGAUAACUUUUAUAUAAAAAUCAUCUAUUGAUUAUAUCUUUUGGGUUUUAAUAUUAAAAUUUUUCUGAGAAAAUUAUUGGAUACGUAUCCAGUAUGCAUGGAAAGAAAGCAUUGUAAUUAAAAGUGCCAGGAGAUUAUUUUUUGUGUUACAUGCAAUUAAUCAACAAUAUUGUUGCUUGAUUAAAGUUGAUAAAUAAUAUUUAUUAUUUUUUAGACUAAAACGAUGUUGAGGAAAAGAUGUAAUGUAAAAAUGUAGAUAUUAGAAAGGCUUUGUAUAUGGGAAAUUUUUCACUAACUACAUUUUAUAUUGAUGCUCUGAAUUUGAGACAUUUGUUUGUGAUAGAUUUGUUAUUCGAAGAUUGUUUUUACUGCACUUAAAUCACAGAUCAAGAUGAUACUUUCAGCUCAAGAUCUGCAUGAUUUAAAAGAAUGCAGCUUUUAGAUUUAUGUGGCAUUGUUCCUUUUUUUUCCUUCUUCUAUAAAAUGAUGUAAUUAAUUUGUGUUGCAGUUUACUGGUGCUAAAAAGAUUUCAUGUUUUUAUUUAAAAUUUAUGUUUUGUGAUGUUUGUGUAGUUCAGAUUUCUUUUUAUUUGGCCUAUUUUUUCAAUUAUUAAUUAAUUAAACAUUAUAGUUAAAGAAAAAAAAAUGUUGCCUAGAUCCUAAUGUUUGCCUUAUUGUUAUACAAGGAAGAAAUGUCAAAUAAGAAAUCAGUUUUAUUAACCACAUUAGUAGUUUAAUUAAUGUAUAAAUGUAUUUAGGAAUACUAAAUUUUUAAAGAUAUGUUUAUAGUGUAAGAAUAUACUUAUUUUAAUUUUUUCAGUAUUAUUUUAAUUUCUGUAUUUAUAAUGGUAAUAAUUAAUUUGUAAUUUAUAAAGAUAAUUAAACAAAUUAUCACUUAUUAUAUUAAUGGUAUUAAAAUGUGCCAUUAUACUAUAUUUGCUUAAGUAUUUUUAUUGUUCUAUUUUUAAUAAUUAAAAAAGUAUGCCAAAAUUAUAAUGGUUUUGUGAACCAUUAGUUAUAUACUUAAAAAGUUCUCAAUUAUAUUGAUAAUUUGUUUUGUACUUUUAUUGUUAUCUGUUGAUUUGUACUUUUAUUGUGUUUUUAAAUACUCAGUUUAUUUAUUUUCAUAAGUUAUUGAUGGUUUUGCAUCUUGUGUCUUAAAGCUUAGUGCUAUUUAAUUUUCUAAUUGUUUCUCAAAUGCUUCCAAAAUAUUACUGUCCUAAUAUACCUUAUAUUUGUGCUAUUUAUCUAAUUUAUUUUUGUGAUAAAUUGUGAUGUCAAAACUUUUAAUUUAUUUUAUAGUGAAAAAGAGAUAUCAAACUUUUAACUAAUUAUAGAUUUCUUACAAUUUCCAUGUAGCUGAAUUUUUAGAGUGUGAUAUGCAUUUUCUCUUCCAUGACAUUGUAUAUCAGUUUGUAAUGCAUAUUGUCAUUAUUUUGUCAAUUAUGUGUUUAUAUGAUUAAAUGAUAAAGAUUCUGUUCACAUAUCUCGUUUCUUGGAAAUAAGACUGUAAAAUUUAAGUAUGCCAUAAAUUGAAAUCAUAAUAUAUGUAUAAAAAUUACAUCUAUUACCUAUGAUAACAUUUUUAAAAUUUUAGCUUCUAUCUAAGCAUUUAAUAAUUCAUUUUAAAAGUAAUUCAUAUGUUGAUAUAUUUAAUAUAUUAAACAAAUUCUGACUGAAAAUUA